This is a messenger RNA of Fundulus heteroclitus (mummichog), 1336 nucleotides long. It is a transcript of the gene mettl21e, whose product is annotated as methyltransferase like 21e. Gene Ontology annotation, molecular function: protein-lysine N-methyltransferase activity. The record is from RefSeq and is a predicted model, not a curated record. NCBI's taxonomy places the organism in Eukaryota, Metazoa, Chordata, Actinopteri, Cyprinodontiformes, Fundulidae. The transcript has 5 exons. The coding region runs from base 231 to 1031 and encodes 266 amino acids. Gene Ontology annotation, biological process: peptidyl-lysine methylation. Gene Ontology annotation, cellular component: cytosol; cytoplasm.
CCUGUCAGCUUUCUGCUGUAGACAGAGCUGCAAAUACGGGCAGGAUCUGCGGCUUGCUAUGGGAUUGUUGGACAAGAGCUUUUGAACCACUUGGGUUGUGUGUAACCUAAAACCACAGAGGGUUAGAAAUAACGGCCUGGCGGCGAUCAGCAUCAACGGGUGACCCACAUCUGAAAGGGCUUCACCUUUGACCACCAGGCGCAUACCGCGGUGGGCUCCCGCUCGGCAACAUGUCCCGUUUAGGCCACGCUUUGCCUCCUUCAGACAUGGACACGCAGCAGCCCACAGCCACGGAGGACUCCAGCACCAAACAAGGCGGUGCCAAAGGUGACGACGCUGUGGACGCAGAGCUGGCCAAAGCCAUCAUGUCUCGGGCUUUCCACCCGUCGCUCAUCGGUCCUGAGUCGUGGGAGGGAUACGUCUUCUCCGAUCAGGAGAUUCGGAUCAAAGAGUCCACGGACCUCUACGGAGCCAUGCUCUGGCCCUCGGCGAUGGUGCCGUGCCAUUUUCUGGAGACCAACCAAGACAAAUAUAACCUGGCAGAUAAAAAUGUGAUUGAACUGGGAGCCGGAACCGGGCUUGUCACCGUCGUAUCCAGUCUGUUAGGGGCUAAGGUGACGUCCACGGACCUGCCAGAUGUGCUGGGGAACCUCCAGUACAACGUGACACGCAACACCAAGGGCAGAUGCAAAUACAUCCCUCUGGUCACGGAGCUCAUCUGGGGUCAGGACGUGGCUGAACGUUUCCCCUGCGCCACCCAUCGUUUCGACUACAUUCUGGCGGCGGACGUGGUGUACGGGCACCCUUACCUGGACGAGCUCAUGGACACCUUCGACUACCUGUGUCAGGACGACACUCAGAUACUUUGGGCCAUGCGUUUCCGUCUGGACCCGGAGAACAGCUUUGUGGAUUGCUUCAGGCAGCGCUUCCACCUGGAGGAGCUGUACGACCUGCCGAGCCUGAGUAUAAAACUGUACCGCGCCUGGAGGCGGGACAAGUGGACAAAGGACCAAAGGGAGGCCGCUGCAUGAGCUGAAAAGUAGAAAACACGCAGAACUUUGAAGAUUUACUAGAAGUGGGUGGUCUCGCUUAGGAAUGUGAUCAGCUGGCGUCUACAGCUCGUGUCGUGUUUGAAGGUUUGGCUCUAGUUAUCAGGUUGUCAAAAAAAAAAAAAAAUGACAGAUAAUGUGCUCAGCCCACAGGUGUCAUAAGAUAAAACCACGCAGCCGAGCUACUUCAUUAUUUAAACUGAAACUACAUUUAUUUAAUGGUUAAAACUACUUGAAUGUUUAUGUUUUCAAUUAAAUUCUGAAAAGCUGUAUGUUGGCGUUUGUAA